Molecule: messenger RNA, 930 nt
Organism: Heterobasidion irregulare TC 32-1
Lineage: Eukaryota; Fungi; Basidiomycota; Agaricomycetes; Russulales; Bondarzewiaceae
Exons: 7
Coding region: 1-930 (309 amino acids)
Biological process (GO): Golgi organization
Cellular component (GO): endoplasmic reticulum-Golgi intermediate compartment; membrane; endoplasmic reticulum
Source: RefSeq, a predicted model, not a curated record
AUGUCCUCCCGCAUCUCAAUCGCCCGCCCGCAGGGCUCAUAUAGCCCAGACCCUCACGGCUUUGGCAACUCGCGGCCCUCGUCUGGUUACAGGGCCGCCGACCCCGACGAUCCCAUCGAGAAACUCCGCACGUAUAGCAAGCUGGCCGAGGACAACAUCGAAAUAUACGCUCAACCGCUCAAGCCCCAUCUCCCCGCCAUUGGCCGCUUCAUGAUUGUCGUCACCUUCCUCGAGGACGCGCUCAGAAUUGUCACUCAGUGGGGCGACCAGCUUUGGUACUUGCAGAGACACAGACACUUCCCCUGGGGAAUUUCCCACUUGUUCCUGCUCAUCAACGUCAUCGUCAUGCUCGUGGGUUCGGGUGCAGUCAUCACGAAACGACACACGGAGUACGCCGUAGCGGGGCUCCUCGGUGUCGUCAUCGUUCAAGGUUUCGGAUACGGGCUUAUUUUCGAUCUCAACUUCUUCCUCCGCAACCUCAGCGUCAUCGGCGGGCUCUUCAUGGUCUUCAGUGACUCAAUGAUCACCCGCAAGAAACUCUUCGCCGGCCUCCCGAGCCUCUCUGAGAACGACCGCAGGAAAUACUUCCUCCUUGCCGGCCGCAUUCUCCUUAUCUUCCUCUUCCUCGGUUUCAUCAUCCAAGGAAAAUGGAGCAUCGGACGCGCACUGGUGUCUCUCAUCGGGCUCGUCGCUUGUGUCAUGGUCGCCGUGGGCUUCAAAGCCAAGUGGUCGGCAUCCUUCCUUGUCAUCCUCCUCUCCAUCUUCAAUGUUGCCGUCAACAACUGGUGGUCUGUGAACUCUGCGCACCCGGCGCGAGACUUCCUCAAGUACGACUUCUUCCAGACCCUCUCAAUCGUUGGCGGUCUCAUCCUCCUCGUAAACAUGGGUCCUGGCGGCCUCUCGGUAGACGAGAAGAAGAAGAACUACUAA